AUGCAGUCUGCAAGAUACGCCAGCGAACUCAUCCAGGACCGGAUAAGCUUAUACCUGAGUGCAUCUCCGGUAUCCAUAUCUGGGGUACGACCAUUAAAAAGAAGGUAUUCCCGUCAACAGUCUAUCCAAGCAGCCACCAGCACCACCACAUCCAUAUUAGAAUGCACACCUUUGGAAUCAAACAUGCACGGUGAUUUUAUAGAUAAAAAGACAGGAAGGAAAGUAACUCUCAAGGGCAUAAAUGUUGAUUCACAGAUGAAAUUACCUGCAACUCCCUAUAUGCCCACUUAUGAAGGCGACUGUACUGACCCCGCUAGUAUUUUUUUCGAUGGAGAUAAUGUAUCCUUUGUAGGGAGACCGUUCCCCUUACAAGAAGCUAGAAUGCACCUUCAGCGAAUCAAGGACUGGGGGUAUACUACCAUUAGAUAUUUGAUCACAUGGGAGGCGAUGGAACAUGCGGGACCAGGAAAAUACGACCGUGAGUUUGUUGACUAUACCAUUGAAGUUCUAAAAAUCAUUGGCGAGAUGGGCGGAUUGUAUGUGUUUCUCGAGUUCCACCAAGACGUUUGGUCACGGUAUUCUGGAGGCAGCGGAGCACCUAUGUGGACCUUUUAUGCUGCUGGACUAGACCCAAAAUGCUUUGCCAAGACCGAGGCAGCCAUCUUGCACAACGAACCAAGGUUCCAUGAUUCAUCAGACACCUAUCACAAGAUGCUUUGGACUUCCAACUACAAACGUCUAGCAUCGCUUGUCAUGUUCACAUUAUUCUUUGCUGGUAAGACUUAUUUCCCUGAUUUGAAUUUGAAUGGUGAAAACAUCCAAGACUAUUUACAAAACCACUAUCUUGGAGCAGUGGAAUUCCUUUGGAAACGUAUUUGUCGAAAGCUUCCCAAAUUGAUAAAAAACGGAACCAUCCUCGGAUUUGAGUCGAUGAAUGAACCCAACAGUGGAUUAAUUGGGUAUCCCGAUUUGAGCCGAAUUCCCGACUACCAACAAUUGCGUGUUGGGACCACACCAACAGCUUUCCAGGCCAUGAAAUUGGGUAUGGGGUUGACCUGUGAGGUAGACGAAUACCACAUAAGUGUGACUGGGCCCCGCAAAACGGGUAUCAAAAUUGUCGAUCCACGGGGAACACGGGCAUGGAUUUCUCGUGCUAAUGCAAAAAGAGUUGACAAACAUUACGGUUUUAAGAGGUGUGCAGACUGGCCCAUUGGCAAAUGCAUUUUUGCUCACAAAGGUAUCUGGAAAUGGACUGAAGGGUUUGAUUUCAAUUCUCUACAGGAACUCACACAAGAGCAACGAUUAGAGGUCAGUUCUAAAUGUGAAAUGCUUGAGCCAGAAUACUUUGCGAAGCUACACAAUUCUAGUACCAAAAUCGACGCUGAGUAUUUUGUCAACAACCAUUUUGUUGAUCAUUAUAUUGCAUUUAAAAAUGUUGUUAGAGAGGUGUGUCCCGAUCUGUUUGUGUUUAUGCUGACACCCGUGUUGGAAAUUCCACCAACCCUAAAACUUGAUGAGAGAAAUAUAAUUGAUAAGAAAACUGUGUACUGUCCACAUUACUACGACGGGUUAUCACUAAUGUUCAAGUGCUGGAACGUGAAGUACAAUGUCGACACUCUUGGGAUAAUGCGCAAUCGUUAUUUAAAUCCGGUUUUGGGUAUUGUGUUUGGAGAAAGAGCAAUUAGAAAUUGCUUAAAGAAACAGUUUAUGGAAAUGAGAAACGAGUGCAAUACCCAUUUGGGAGAAAUUCCUAUCUUAAUGUCCGAAACCGGUAUGCCGUUUGAUAUGGACAGAAAGCGUGCUUACAGAGAUGGGAUGUUUGAUUCUCAAACGGCUGCGUUAGACGCCAUCAGCAAUGCUCUUGAAGGCGCAAAUAUGUCACACACUUAUUGGUGUUACAACAGUGCCAACAAUCACAAAUGGGGCGACAACUGGAAUAACGAAGACUUUUCAUUUUGGUCUCCGGAUGAUCGUUUGCUAACGUUUGACGAGGAUUAUAAUGAAAGCCAGAGUAUCAGUUCGAGACGACGCAGACGAAGGUCAUCCAAAAAAGAUCCACGAGCUGCACUUCGUCGUGCGGUAGUAGCUACUAAAAUGGGGUUAAGUGCAUCGAGAGGCAGCACACGUUCGGCUGCUUCGGAGUCAUCCUUCACUUCUGAAAAGGAUUCGUCUGAGGGCUACGAGUCUGACGAUACUUCGUCUCAGUGUUCAUUGAUUACUUCACAUAGCCAGAAUAUCUACCACCGCCAAUUCAAAAAAUGCUACCCAUCUCCAGACGGGGUGAGAGCUGUAUCGGCUACUGUAAGACCAUACAUUAUGGCCACAAAGGGCACAAUAGUUGCUGUCGAGUUUGAUAUCAAGGCAGUCAAAUAUUCUUUGCUGUUAUCAAUCGACAAGUCAGAUCUGUCGCUUGAAACAACCCCUAGCAUUAUAUUUGUACCCAAAUGGCAUUAUCCAUUUUUAGACUAUGGCGAUAUUUACUUGACUUCUGGGUACGUGAAAUACAACGAGGAAUUCCAGUAUCUUGAAUGGUAUCAUUAUAGAGAUCCGUCACUCCCCGAAGAAGAUAAAGACACCACCCAAGGUAUUUCCACAGAAACAAUCAUCAUUAAAAAUAAUAGUGGGUCGUUAGAAGAUUCAAAACUAGAAGAAGAGAAAGGUGUAUUUGGAAACGAUAUAGGAUGUCCAGUUACAUAA
This is a messenger RNA of Candida dubliniensis CD36, 2697 nucleotides long. RefSeq names its product hydrolase. The transcript has a single exon. Bases 1 to 2697 code for a protein of 898 amino acids. The record is from RefSeq and is a predicted model, not a curated record. Gene Ontology annotation, molecular function: steryl-beta-glucosidase activity. NCBI's taxonomy places the organism in Eukaryota, Fungi, Ascomycota, Pichiomycetes, Serinales, Debaryomycetaceae. Gene Ontology annotation, biological process: carbohydrate metabolic process; ergosteryl 3-beta-D-glucoside catabolic process.